GACUUCAUGUGCAUGAAUCAGAAAUCGAUUUGGUGCAGAGCGGCGCACGGAACUCUCCAUGCUUCCCGCAAUUCCACUCGUAUAAAUACCCCAACCUCCCCCCCCGAUCUCCAAAUCGAUUCGGCAAGCCGGAAUCAUGAACGCCGGAAGCGUAUCCCAGUCGGCGCUCUUGCAGCGGAAACUCUCGCCGCCGGGGAUUAAAACCCUAGCAAAUCUCUCGGUGAAUCAUGUCCUCUCCAGAGUCUAUUUUCCCUCACACAAGCCAUCUUGCAGCCAUGUCUCGUGUUUGCUGAGUGCUGGAGUUAGGAGAAUGCCCCUGGCCGUGUCUGACAACACCGCGGCGUCCUCUGCCGCCGUGACCGAGGAGAAGGUGACGAGUCCGAUUGUGGUUAUCGACAAUUACGAUAGCUUCACCUACAAUCUGUGCCAGUAUAUGGGAGAGCUUGGUUGUAACUUUGAGGUUUACCGAAAUGACGAGCUUACUGUCGAUGAGCUGAAGAAAAAAAACCCAAGAGGAGUGCUUAUAUCCCCUGGACCAGGUGCACCCCAAGAUUCUGGAAUAUCGUUGCAAACUGUAUUGGAACUUGGACCUACCACACCUUUGUUUGGUGUGUGCAUGGGACUCCAGUGUAUCGGGGAGGCUUUUGGAGGGAAAAUUAUACGCGCUCCUUAUGGUGUUGUGCAUGGAAAAAGUUCCCUUGUGUAUUAUAAUGAGGGGGAAGAAGAUGGCUUGUUUGCUGGGUUACCAAAGUAGGGUAUUUUCUCUUCAUAAAGUUGGU
Molecule: messenger RNA, 779 nt
Organism: Diospyros lotus (date-plum)
Lineage: Eukaryota; Viridiplantae; Streptophyta; Magnoliopsida; Ericales; Ebenaceae
Product: anthranilate synthase beta subunit 1, chloroplastic-like
Biological process (GO): L-tryptophan biosynthetic process
Cellular component (GO): cytosol
Source: RefSeq, a predicted model, not a curated record